Sander lucioperca (pikeperch) is the source of this 1933-nucleotide messenger RNA. RefSeq names its product ST3 beta-galactoside alpha-2,3-sialyltransferase 3b (gene st3gal3b). Gene Ontology annotation, molecular function: sialyltransferase activity. The transcript has 14 exons. The coding region runs from base 395 to 1633 and encodes 412 amino acids. The record is from RefSeq and is a predicted model, not a curated record. NCBI's taxonomy places the organism in Eukaryota, Metazoa, Chordata, Actinopteri, Perciformes, Percidae.
UCGCCGGAUUACCAUAGCGUUGUUCUCUUGUCAGACUUGGACACACUCUGCUGUUACAUACUGUUAUUUAUCCCACAUGUGUGGACUGUUGUGCUGUACCUAAGCUUGUCUGGCCAGAACAUUUGUUGGUAACGCUGCGGGCCUGCCGACUGGAUCAAGGCGAAUUCUCCACUAUGCCAACGUAGCGUUGUUAGCAUAGCGACUGGCUAAGCUAGCUAACGGUUGAUGGUAUAGCCGCUUGAUAUUCGCUGUCGUCUUUUCUACAGUUAACGUACCUGUUUGUAACCAUCUGGUUAUGUCUGUAUUACAACUUCAGCGUAAACUGAACCAUUCAAAGUAAAAUAAACCCUCAGGUGAUGACCUGGAUGGUGUGCCAUGUGAAUGACUGAAGACCAUGAAGCCCACACACAAGCUGCUGUUCGUCCUGUGCCCCAUGCUGGUCGUGGGCUUUAUUUACUACUCUUCCUGGAAGCUGCGUCUACAAGUAUGGGGCCUGAAGCCUCAGAGUGCUGCAGCAGAGACAACUGUAGGCCUGACUAAAGGGGCUGAAGUGAAAAGAAUAACAGAGAGUGCUGCAGCAGAGACAACUGUAGGCCUGACUAAAGGGGCUGAAGUGAAAAGAAUAACAGAGUUGGGAACGGACAUCCCCGUGGGACGAAUAGUAGGCUCAGUGUAUGAUAAGCAGGGCUUUCUGCUGCAGCUGGACACAAAACUGCCACCAGAGUUGGCAUACAAGUAUGGCAACCUCAGUGAAGGACUGUGCAAGCCAGGAUACGCAGCAGCCAAGAUGACAGCCAUCUAUCCUAAGUUCAUGAAACCGGCACCUAUGUUUCUUGAUCGGAACUUCAAACGUCUUGCAAAAGUCAGCAAUUACUUACCUCCAUUUGGAUUCAGAACGCAAGAGAGAAUCAUAGACAGCAUUUUAACUGCCACGAAGAAUUACGGGCUUGGAGAGGCGCUGGACAGUCUCAACUGUAAAAGAUGCAUCAUUGUGGGCAACGGGGGAAUCCUGUUCAACAAGUCUCUGGGCCCCCGUAUAGACGACUAUGAUGUCGUAGUGAGGUUGAAUCAAGCCCCAGUGAGCGGUUAUCGCAAAGACGUGGGGACCAAAACCACCAUUAGGAUUACCUAUCCAGAGGGAGCCAUCCAGAAGAUCGACAGUUAUGAAAAAGACUCCCUUUUUGUUUUUUCUGCUUUCAAACCCCUGGAUUUCAAGUGGCUCAGACAGAUGGUCUUCAAGGAGAAACUGAGGGGUACAGAGGGAUUUUGGAAGUCGGUGGCUCACUAUGUGCCUCGGGAGCCGACCGAGAUAAGAAUCCUCAAUCCCUACUUCAUCCAGGAGGCCGCCUUCCAGUUCAUAGGCUUGCCCUUCAACAAUGGCCUCAUGGGCAAAGGGAACAUUCCAACUUUGGGAACAGUUGCUAUAACGAUGGCACUGCAUAACUGUGAUGAGGUGGCGGUGGCUGGUUUUGGGUACGACAUAAACACGCCUUACGCACCUCUGCACUAUUGGGAGAGUGUCAAGAUGUCUGCCAUCAAAGAGUCAUGGACACACAACAUAGCCAAGGAGAAGGAGUUCCUCCGCAAGCUGGUGAAGGCCAACAUCAUCACAGACCUGACCAACGGUAUCUGAGUUUACACCCGCCCACAGUCUCCUUUUGCCUUUCCCAAAGGACUACAGAACAGGAAACUGAGAAAUGGAUCGUCUCUGGGAGAAAGAACUCUUAGAAUAUGGGUGGCCUGCACACCGUCUGGGUUUUUCAUAUCAAAGGAGAUCAUUUAAAAAAAAAAAUAAAAAACAAUACAGAUACAGGAGGGUUUCUGUGGAGAGAUGCACACAUGUGCCUUCUGAACCAAAGAGUCCUGCUGAUUGAAGCAGGAAGCGGAGGGGGUGUACACGGGGAGGACUGGAUCUGCCCGGUUCCUGUCUUUU